Messenger RNA from Lolium perenne, 1412 nucleotides. Its product is annotated as probable protein S-acyltransferase 5. Gene Ontology annotation, cellular component: Golgi apparatus; endoplasmic reticulum. Gene Ontology annotation, biological process: protein targeting to membrane; peptidyl-L-cysteine S-palmitoylation. The record is from RefSeq and is a predicted model, not a curated record. Gene Ontology annotation, molecular function: protein-cysteine S-palmitoyltransferase activity. Lineage: Eukaryota; Viridiplantae; Streptophyta; Magnoliopsida; Poales; Poaceae.
UCCUCCGCGCACGAACUGAACUUGUGCUCCUGCGACAGUUGCUCCUUCUAUGGUUCGAAAACAAAGACAGUUGCCCCGUGCAGUCUUCUUCUUCCUCCAAAACGCGGAACCAAGAAAAAAAAGACGAAUCAGGAACUGCUUCAUGGAUUCCUCUGAUUCCUCUGAUCACCAAAGCCCAAUUCAUGGAAGUCGUCAACAGGGCCAACAACACCAAGUGUGCACCGAACAGCCUGAUGACUCAUCUUGUUCGUCGGCACUGUGCGGUCUGAAGGAUGCAGUUGCAAAACACUGGAAAUUUCUGGUCCCGUCUUGCUUCGGGAGAUCGUCGCCGGCAAGCCUGUCGGUCUCAUCGCCGCCGAUCACCGUGUACCAAGUCUGGCCUGGGAAAAACGUGUUUUUCAUGGAUGGGCGUGUGGUCUUCGGACCUGAUCCGCGAGGCCUCAUCUUGACGGUCAUAGCAGUUCUUCUUUCAGAGUGGAUCUUCUUGGCCGACGUUGUUGAUCCUUCGUCGAAUCACCCAGUCCUGAUAGCUGCAUUCUCCAUUGCACUAGCAGCAACCGUGAUGGUUACUCUGCUACUGACUGCAACAAGAGACCCUGGAAUCGUACCAAGAAACCAGACCUCACUGCCACAAGAAGCUGGCACGAGCAUGAUCAGAAGAACCAGGAGCCGGCGCAUCAUCGUCGACGGCGUCGAGAGGAAGCAGAAGUACUGCAGGGUCUGCGACAUCUUCCGUGCUCCGAGGAGCACACACUGUGCAAUCUGCGACAAUUGCGUCGACAAGUUUGAUCACCACUGCCCCUGGAUAGGCCAGUGCAUAGGGCUGAGAAACUACAGAUUGUACCUGCUGCUGAUAACCCUGGCGCUGGCUUUCUACACUUGCACCUUAACGUUCUCGGUGAAAAGAAUCAGAGUGCAACUGGAUGCUGCUGCCGGUGCAGGGCUUCUCGGUCUGCUGAGAAGUUGGCCUGGAAUGGUUGCUCUGGCCGCGUUCAGCUCCGUGGCUGUCUGGCUCCUGGCGUGCCUCCUCGCCUACCAUAUCUUCCUUGCAGCCAAGAACCAGGUACCGUUACGUGAAAUUUCGUGUGGCUUGUAUGCGAUCUUAUUGAAGGAACUAACUGGCUGAUGAAUUAUUAUUGUUCUCCUUGACUUUGCUGCUGCAGACGAGCCAUGAGAGGCACAAAGGACGGUACCAGAGCUCCCCCAAUCCUUACGACAGGGGGGUGCUUAGGAACAUCAAGGAUUGCCUGUUUGAGAGUUUACCUCCCCCUAGAGUCGAUUUCAGAGCCGUGGCCCAGCCGAACUUGAUGGAUCAGCAUCAACAUUUGCCAUUGACAGUUCAUUCAGGGUGCUAGCUAGGAUCUUGUGAAGCGGGAUGCACGCGUGGCCUGUAUUUCAACAUCUAAUGGGCC